CAAAGAUUGGAUUAGGAAUGGAGUGAAAAUCGACCGAGUCACGAAGCCCUCCCACUCGAAUCGAUAUUGAACUUUAGUUUCUUUCGAAUUUGGGUUAAAAAUUUGCUGACGUUGGUUGCUUGCGUGCCCAUCAGAGCAUCCACUCCCGUCUGAUGCAAUCAGGAACCCGUUUGCACACGUCGAAAAUGUUAAGCCAAAACGGGACCCAUUCGGGCAUGCAUCCGAGCGGAGGAAGGAACCUCGACAACGGUUGAAUGGGUUUGCAGACAGAGUCAGAUGUUGAGCUUUGAUGUACUACUACACCAUUAGAUAGACAGACCCUCGGCUCCUGCACAGAUGCCGCCCAAUGAAGAUUGACUAUGACACCGGUCAAUUUGUAUUUCUUAGAAAUGGGACCUGGACGCCAGAUAUUCCGCCGGAUUAUGUCUGGAGCUUAGAAAAAAAGAAGUCGUUCAUUUCCUAUACACAGAACCCGAUGUGUAUCGGUUUCGUACAUGUAAAAAGAGUGAUGAUGUAGAAGAAGAAGCCGUCGAUUCGGUUGGGGACCGCCACAUUCAAUCGUGCGCGUAGCAACCGCCGGCGUGCACACACAGGUAUCCACCUCCUCUUUUCCAACCCCCGCCUUGUUACUCUCCCGCACGACGUUAUAGGCAAAGAGUUUGGUGUCCGCGCGGGCCAGUCUGCGGGCCGCUGCAAUCCGGUACGCACCUGCAACUAUUCCCGCUAACCAGUGAUAUAUACAGUAAUGCUCAAGAGUGUAUCAGAUUUCUGAUCAAAAAAAGUGCAUCAUCAUUUUUCUGCGGGAAAAAUUUAAAAAAUGAGGAGAACCAAAAUCUCGGCGCUAAGUUGGCCGUUAAUGUUACGCCCUCAUCAUCUUCGAGCUCUGGCGAUUUUGGUCACGUUGGUCAGCCUGUCGCUUCUCUUUUCCACGUUCUCGAUGCGUUCCGGAGAGAACCGGAUGUGGAUGAUGGAUUCAGCCGGUCGUCAACAACAGUACACUGGCGGCAGAGUAGUCAUGUCGGCCGUCGAUCCGACGGCUUCCAGCGCCACAUCAGAAACAGCAGCAGCACUUAGUAAAGGCCCAAUAACUGCUGAAGAAACCAGCAGCAGUUCUUCUUCCUCGUCUUUGGCCAGUUUCACUUUGACGACGGCGUCUUCAGCACGGCCCAGCAGCCAAAGUAAUUACAAAUUCGGCGUCGGCGAAGUCUAUCAAAUAACCAGGAAAUCACUCAAGCCCCGCAAUCCAGCAGCUGCUGUUGCCAAGAAUCAAAUCAAAUCCAACGGAUUUAUUAUGCCGGCAGUUCCAUCUGCACUUCUCAAAACCAGAAACUUGUUCCACAAUCGGACCGUGACUCAAGAAGACAUCAACAACACUUUGGCGUUGCUGAGUCGGAGAUUGGAGGAAACCAAACAGGAACUGAGUGCGGAAGUCGGUGCGGAACAACACGUUGGCUACUGGAACGUGACACACCCCAGGCGUUUAUUGAUAGUCACUUCAUGGCGAUCGGGAUCGACUUUUCUCGGCCAAAUUCUCUCGGAACAUCCCGGAGUUUAUAACCAUUACGAGCCGCUCAUGCACGUCGGAUUGGAGCAGAUACGCCCAGGCGAUGUCAGAGCCGAUUCCGCCGUCCGGCACUUGCAGGAUCUCCUUCGCUGCAAAUAUUCCAACGAGGAUUUCCUGAAGAAGAUCCAGGAGAGCAUGCAGGACAUGUUGAGUCACAAUGCCCAGGUGUGGCAGGCCUGCGUCCUGGGACCCAAUCGCAACGUUUGCAGCGUCAGCAACUUCCUGGAAGAAUCCUGCCAUCGUUUCCCGACCUUGACGAUGAAAAUGGUCCGUCUCCGAUUGAACCUGACCCGCCAGUUGCUGGACGAUCCGUCGGUGAAGGUUCUUUAUUUGGUAAGGGAUCCUCGUGCUACAAUGAAUUCGCGGCUAUCGAGUGUCAAGUGGUGCAGCCAAUCGAUCGACUGCAUCGAUCCUGGCCGUCUCUGCGCCGAUAUCCAAAACGAUUUGGAAGCGUUCGAGUCGCUUUCAGCCGAGUUUCCAGACCGAUUAGCUUUGAUCAAAUACGAAACCAUGGCCAAAAGUCCCCACGCCACUUUCCGGGCUAUUUUCGACUUUGCCGGAUUAUUUUACACUCGAAAAAUCCGCGAUGAAGUCGAGAAACACACGUCGAGAGACGAGAACCAUCCGUGGAGCACGGUACGCAAAUCGGCCGAGCGUGUCGAUCUCUGGCGUCAGAAACUUGACAAUAAAAGCAUUUCUGACAUCCAAUCGGUCUGUUCCAAUGUCCUGGUUAGACUGGGCUACUCCCAACUGUGAUCUUCAUCGUAAUUCUGUUUUUUAAUUUUUAAGAUAUAAAUGAUACAACAUCGUACAAUGAAAAAUGUUUCUCGUUUUGUUUUAUGUUCCUAUGACUCUCCACCCCGUCUUAUUGUUAUUAUAUUUGUAUUUAAGAUUUCAAAGCGAAUUCAGCUGUAUUAACACAAAUAAAAUGAAUAAAAAUGCCGUGUGAAAAGUGAUAA
Molecule: messenger RNA, 2523 nt
Organism: Daphnia pulex (common water flea)
Lineage: Eukaryota; Metazoa; Arthropoda; Branchiopoda; Diplostraca; Daphniidae
Product: carbohydrate sulfotransferase 1-like
Exons: 8
Coding region: 818-2320 (500 amino acids)
Biological process (GO): N-acetylglucosamine metabolic process; sulfur compound metabolic process
Molecular function (GO): N-acetylglucosamine 6-O-sulfotransferase activity
Source: RefSeq, a predicted model, not a curated record